AAUUGUUGGCGCUGCAUUGGGCUUCUGUUAUUGUAUGCGACGCAUGACCUAUAGGAUGUGCGAACGUGCUGGCGACGAGAAGGCGGCCCCAGAACCCGGCGGCACAAGGCAAAGUCCACCGCGGCGUCGGUCGAUUUUAAAAGCUACUGGACGAGUCGUCGAAAGUGGGGACUCAAAUUCGAUGAACGGCCCUCCACUUCAAUGGCCAAGGAAGAGGGUUACCUUCCUGGAAACACCCCAUGUCGGGUCGUCGACGGCCGAACUGUCAGAAAUGCAUAGCUCCAGCUGUGGGUCUGGCAGGGCUCGUCGGGACAUCAUUGAGCAUAGUGUUGACCAGGCAAGCAGUCAUGUCCCUUUUGAGGGACUGAACGUCGCAGCCCCCAAUGCUGGAGCUCCUGGAGAGAGGAAUCUUGACGGUGCUGCUGAAGACCCACACGAGCCUGUGGCUUCCUUGAAUGCCACCAUCGGGAACAAGAGUAGCAUGAAUUCCUGCCACUGUCCGGCUUUCAUGCGUGUACCUGCCAGUGCUGAGGUGGGCGUUGCUGCAUAUGUGGCAGAGUUCACUGAUGCAGUGCCACAGGACCUCCCGGUUCCAAGUGAAAUGACUGCUCCUUCAUUUUUAAAAGCCGCUCCAGCGGACAAACCGACAGAGAAGCUGUCCCAUGUCGAACGUGCGACUUCGAGCACAGCGCCCUUAAGACCCAAGCCUUUGAAAGGCAACACAAACGUGAGCAUGAGGGGCUCCGAAUGUAAGUACCUCAAUGCUCGUACAUUGCAUGUCAAUGCCCUGACUGGCAAAGAUAGCCGUGCUUACAAGCAUCUUGCUAGCCCUAUCGCUAAAAGAAGUGACAUAGGAGUUUUGGGCCCAACAAGAAUGGCAAGCGGAUUGCCAUCGUCAAUAUCAAAGUGCUGGAAUGCUGCUUCAAAGGUGAAUCUGACUGCUCCGACCGAGAUGUUCAACUCUUUGAUUGACUCGGCUGGAAACCUUUCUAACGCAACAGCACAGCUGGAGAGACCUUCUAAAUAUGUUGGCUCACUGUCGCUUUUGGCUGACGUUUUCUCUCCUGAAAGGGUUGCCAAGGAAAAUGCAGAUGCACGGCGCGUCAGUACGAGUGCAUGUAAAAGUCUGACCAAAGCCCAGCAGCAACCAAGUGCCAGUCAUUCGCAACUUGCGACAGAUCGAGGCCAGCACCCAACAGAUAAUGGUGACAUUGGAGCAGAUGUCGACAAGAUUUCGGCUCCAGAUGGGGAUGCUCAACGAGACCAAGUUGUUGCCGGUCUUUCGUUUUCCAAGAAAGGUUUGCCUGUGAGAGCCACGAGUGCUGAUGUCUCCGAACCGAACCUCGGGUCAGUGCUCAAGCACCUUGAUAUUGCGCUCAAGAAAAACAGUAUGGAGAUGUCGACAACUAUGAUAGAUAGGUGUCCGCAACCCAACGCUACUAUCUGUUCACCCGUGACUGGUCGUAAUGCUACCUUUGCUCCUGGCACGCAGCCUGCCAGUGCAAGCUUAGCAUGUCAGCACAACAUUGAACCCGUCCGGAAGAGUGCAACAUUUCUACUGCCGUCUGCAAAGAAUGCAAGGCCCAGUGCCACAUUUGCUGUCUUGUCUCCUGCCUGCGGAGUCAUUUGCAUUGAAGAUAGCACCACUGUGGACGAUGGCAACAGAGAUGGACCUCUCAUACCAGUAGAUCCUCGUCCCUCGGCGGCCCGUCUCUUGGUGAAGGCGUCUGCUGCGACAGCGUACCGAUUGGACAACACUCGCAGAGACCAAAGUGCCGCCCUUUCGAGGUCUAGGAAAAAAUUGGAGUUUACUGAAAUCAGGCCACAGCUUCCCAAAAACAGUAAAGGAAGCGAUUGUGGUGGUCGUGUUGCCGAAAGCUGCAGAGAAGACGCUUGCCAAAACAUGCCAACUGUCUCUGGCUCGAGGACGCCAUGUUCAGACAUGUCCCGCUGUCGGACUUGUCCCGACUAUGUUGAUGCCUCCUCUUAUAAGCUGCAUGGUACGUCGUCGGCUUCAUUGACUGUGUUCCAACGUUCCACCGGAGGCCGCUCCAAUGAUGUAGAGAUGCUGAUGGACAUCCUAGAGCCAUCCCUCGUCACGAACAGUCCAGCAACUUCCUCUGUGGACAGCUUGCAACCCUCCAGGAGCAAUGAGAUCGCUGUCCAGCCGGUGAGCCAUGUGGAAGUUGAGGAGCGCCCCAGCGAAGCAGCGCUGGCACCAUGUACUGGUGUCUGCAUUCCGGCCAGCAUGUUUUACUCCUCUUCUGGGAAAAAGCGGAGCAAGCCAUUGAUUCCUUCUUCAAUGUCAUCGGACAAGUGCAGGUCAACAAAAAAGAAAAGGCAGCUGGCACAGGCGGGUGUGAAAUCCGGCGGCUCAAGCCGCCAGCUCUGCUCACCUGCAUCGACCGGCAAAAAGCGGCAGAAAGUGGUAAAGGAGGGGCGUACUGCGGCCAAGGCGGUGCGAAAGGCAACCGCUGGUGAAGCAAGUGCUCGCAAGACAGCGCAGCACAGAAGCGAAUCAACGGCAAGUACUGAGAUAGACAUCUUGCGGUCUGUUUUUUCGUACAGACCAAAGCUACGAAGCCUACCUCCAUCUCCUGUGGCCAGCUCGAGUCCCAAAGAUAGCCCAAAUCCACUGGCUCGCUUGAAGUGUCCUGAGGGCUUAGUUUUGCCAGACAACUUCCUGUUGUCAGCUGACCCGAAUUCCUUGGCUACCUUGAGUCCUGUGCAAGCAAGGCCCUCUCUGAACUUGGACAACGUAAACGCUUUGGCAGCCUUGUCAGCUGAAAAGGAUAAACACACGGAUGGUUCUCUCUUCGAAAUUCCGGAUCCACAGCUUGACCUCACAGCUAACGUCGACAUCCUCGGAAUUAUUGACCGCCUCGAUGACACAAAUGUGAAUGAGUCGCUGUACUGGAGCUUCCAUGAGAUUCCCGCAGAGUCUCUGAAAGAGUGGCAGCUAUAUGUUUGGCGCUUGGAAGCUGACAAAGCAGUCUUCACUUACAUCAAAGGCAGUCUCAAGUUAGUGCUGAAACUCGGUGACUAUGUCAAGCUACCCGACACCGAGGACAAGCUGGUGCUAGCCCGAGCAGCAUGUGGUGGAGAAGUUCGCCGGCGCGUCAAGCGCAUUGCGAGUCUGCGCUACGAAGUCACGUGUAAGCCGAAUGCUCAGUUCAACGAGUACAUGUUAAAUCACCGCCUUCCAGAAAUGCACAAGACGGACGAGCUACUGAAGCAGUACCCCACCACAGACUGCUUAGCAAAGCUGCUGGGAGAGGUGGGAAGCUUCUUCGCAAGCUAUUGGCCAAUCACCCGGGACAUAUCCAUCAUCGCCAGGCGUCACCACCGUGCCUUUGUGUACCCCGUGCUCUCAGUCCAGAUUAUCGGCUCUCGCCGCCUAAUCUGGUUCCACCUUGACCUCCCGUUCGACAUAGACACGUACCCGAACGCUGUGAUCGUGCCAUCAAUGCGUCCGUACUCGGACGAGUAUGACGUAAUCCCGACGGAGAAGAUACGCCGGAUCACUGCACGCGUCAACCCUGGUCCCAAGUACUUGGUUCGACUGGUUGACGAGAUUCAGAGCUUCGUGGGGAUAUGACUGCCAAAAGUUGUCGACCUGGCUUGCAAGCUGGUUUGGAGUUUGUAUAAAUUAACAGUCUCGGUG
Dermacentor albipictus is the source of this 3664-nucleotide messenger RNA. RefSeq lists its product as uncharacterized. The record is from RefSeq and is a predicted model, not a curated record. NCBI's taxonomy places the organism in Eukaryota, Metazoa, Arthropoda, Arachnida, Ixodida, Ixodidae.